Messenger RNA from Paraphaeosphaeria sporulosa, 1070 nucleotides. Its product is annotated as NAD(P)-binding protein. Gene Ontology annotation, molecular function: oxidoreductase activity, acting on the CH-OH group of donors, NAD or NADP as acceptor. The record is from RefSeq and is a predicted model, not a curated record. Lineage: Eukaryota; Fungi; Ascomycota; Dothideomycetes; Pleosporales; Didymosphaeriaceae. Bases 206 to 1030 code for a protein of 274 amino acids. The transcript has 4 exons.
UAUCACAACACCACACUCCAACUCCCACUAUUUCCGAGCCCCAAUGUUCAAAAUCGCACACUGCAGCUGCCCCAAUUUCUGGACAACAGCACUAGAAAAAACCAUCCUCAAUCACCUUAGCAUUCGAAUACACCCACAUCUCUUCAAACCACUGCGUUCAUACAAACGUUGAAAGAAAAGAAAACCCUGACACAUAGUACUCACAAUGUCCAUAAAUGGCACCCCCAUCACCGAGACCGAAGCGUCCAAGAACUUCACCAUGACACCGCCUCUCUUCCACCUCUCCUCCAAAGUCAUCGCCAUCACCGGCGGCGCGGCGGGCAUCGGUUUCGCACUGGCUUCCCUUCUGGUCGCACAGGGUGCAAAAGUCGCCAUCGCAGACGUGAAUCCUACCACCCUCUCCGCCGCGCACGCCUCAAUCCAGGAACUGUGCAAAGACGGCGGCGAGGUGCUCGCCACGCGGGUCGACGUGCGGAAGAGGGCGGAGGUGGACGGGUGGAUUGCGGAGGUGGUGGAGAAGUUCGGGAAGCUGGACGGCGCUGCGAAUCUGGCGGGCGUGAUUCCGAAGAGCAUUAAUGUGGAGAGAGUGGAGGAUUUGAAUGAUGCGGAUUGGCAGUUUGUUCUCGAUGUCAACAUCACGGGCGUAAUGCAGUGCAUGCGCGCGCAGAUCCCGUCCAUGAACAUCAAGGGCAGCAUCGUCAACGCGUCAAGCAUCGCUGGCUUGGGCGGAUUCCCCAAGAAUGCAGCCUACACAGUAGCAAAACACGGUGUCAUUGGGCUCACGAAGACGGCCGCAAAGGAGGUCGGGGACAGACAGAUCCGGGUGAAUUGUAUUGCACCUGGAAUCAUCGACACAGAAAUGCACCGCGAGAGCGUGCGGAUACGGGGCAAGGAGGGCGACUACAAGAUCCAGAUCCCGCGGAAAGGCAGGCCGGAGGAGGUCGCGGCGUUGAUUUGCUGGCUGCUGUGCGAUGGGAGCCAGUAUAUCACGGGGACAGUGCAAAUCAUCGACGGCGGGGUCAUGGCGUAAGACAGCGGUAGACAUAUCUGCAUGAUAGCAAGUAACAUCG